This is a messenger RNA of Anguilla anguilla (European eel), 3889 nucleotides long. Its product is annotated as protein HIRA. Gene Ontology annotation, molecular function: protein binding; nucleosome binding. Lineage: Eukaryota; Metazoa; Chordata; Actinopteri; Anguilliformes; Anguillidae. Gene Ontology annotation, cellular component: nucleus; HIR complex. The transcript has 25 exons. The record is from RefSeq and is a predicted model, not a curated record. Gene Ontology annotation, biological process: chromatin remodeling; regulation of DNA-templated transcription; DNA-templated transcription. The coding region runs from base 272 to 3313 and encodes 1013 amino acids.
AUGUGUUUCCAGGGGAACACCGUGAAAGGUCGGAUACUUCCUGUGUUGCUGCUGCUGCGGCUGCUGCCAGGAGCUGAGGGAUGCGAAAGAGGGAGAGCGAAAUGGAGUUUCACUAAAGACAGAAGUAACGGACGGCUUUUCCUACAAACUAAACACAAAUUCAAGAGUGGGUAUCGUGUGAGGACAGCCACAGAGCAACACAGAAGGGAAGGGGGGAAUAUCGCAGCCGGCUCCAAAGAUAUUAUUUUAUUUUCAGGGCUACGCGCUGGAAAUGAAGCUAUUGAAACCAAGUUGGGUCAGUCACAAUGGAAAGCCUAUAUUUUCUGUGGACAUCCAUCCAGAAGGAACCAAGUUUGCUACUGGCGGGCAGGGAGAGGAUUCUGGAAAGGUGGUGAUAUGGAACAUGUCCCCAGUCCUCCGGGAGGAGGAUGAAAAAAAUGAGAACAUUCCCAAGAUGCUUUGCCAGAUGGACAAUCACUUAGCCUGUGUGAACUGUGUGCGCUGGUCCAACAAUGGCGUGUAUCUGGCCUCUGGAGGCGACGACAAGCUGGUGAUGGUGUGGAAGAGGGCAGCGUAUAUUGGACCCAGCACGGUGUUCGGGUCGAGCAGCAAACUGGCGAAUGUGGAGCAGUGGCGGUGUGUGACUAUCUUGAGGAACCAUACAGGGGAUGUGAUGGACGUGGCGUGGUCCCCUCAUGAUGUGUGGCUGGCGUCCUGCAGCGUGGACAACACCAUCGUCAUCUGGAACGCCCGCAAGUUCCCCGAGAUGGUGACCGCGCUGAAGGGCCACACCGGCCUGGUGAAGGGGCUCACCUGGGACCCCGUGGGCAAGUACAUCGCCUCCCAGGCUGACGACCACAGCCUGAAGGUGUGGAGGACCAUGGACUGGCAGCUGGAAACCAACAUCACCAAGCCUUUCAAUGAGUGCGGAGGGACCACUCAUGUCCUGAGGCUCAGCUGGUCUCCAGACGGUCAGUAUCUAGUCUCCGCCCACGCCAUGAACAACUCGGGCCCCACGGCGCAGAUCAUCGAGCGGGAUGGCUGGAAGACCAACAUGGACUUUGUGGGCCACCGCAAGGCUGUGACUGUGGUGAAAUUCAACCCCAAAAUCUUUAAAAAGAAGCAGAAGAACGGGAGCUCUCCCAAACCCAGCUGCCCGUACUGCUGCUGUGCUGUGGGCAGCAAAGACCGCUCCGUCUCCGUCUGGCUCACAUCCCUGAAGCGCCCCUUAGUGGUGAUCCAUGACCUGUUUGAUAAGUCUAUCAUGGAUAUCACAUGGACUCUGAAUGGCCUGGGCAUCCUGGUGUGCUCCAUGGAUGGCACAGUGGCGUUCCUCGAUUUCUCUCAGGACGAGCUGGGGGACCCCCUAAAUGAAGACGAGAAGAACUCCAUUCACCAGAACAUCUAUGGGAAGAGCCUGGCCAUCACCACCGAACCCCAGCUGUCCACCACCAUCAUCGAGAACCCCGAGAUGCUGAAGUACCAGCAGGACAAGGAGCCGGCCGCCCGGCGCAGUGCCCCCGGCCUGGAGGCGCAAGCAACCAAGCUCACCAGCGUGGUCAACGGGGAGUCCCUGGAGGACAUCCGUAAGAACCUGCUGAAGAAACAGGUUGAGACGAGGACGGCGGACGGGAGGAGACGGAUCACCCCGCUUUGCAUUGCUCAGCUGGAUACCGGGGAUUUUUCGCCUGCCCUGUUCAACAGCGUUCCCAUCCUUCCCGGCUCCUCCAUGUCGUCCCAGCUGACCCCCCAGCUCUCCUCUGACUCCAGCACGGCCAACUCGCUGGGCCUGCGCCCCGCCCAGGACCCCCCCUCUGCCCCCCCUGGAAAGCCCCCAGAGGAGCCCAAAGAUGGCAGUGUUAGUGCCUCUGCUCCAGCAGUGAACUCCACCGCCAUGAAGACUAGCCUUCUGCUAACCUCUGCAGCCAAGAUGGAGCCGAUGAAAGCGCUGGAUUCCCGAUUUACUGAGAGGUCAAAGGCCACACCGGGGGUGACAAUCUCCUCUGCCGUUAGUGUAGGCUCGCUGGACAGCAGAGUGAAAGACGUCAGCACUUUAAAGGAUUCCAAAUCCAAGGACGACACCAGCAGCGACAGCGAGGACAAAAUUGCUGCCGUCAAAUCACUGAGCUUCAACAAGCGAAAGGCGGAGCUGGACAGCCCAGAGGUGGUGGAGAAGAAGAAGAAGGGCCGGCCCAGGAAAGACUCUAAAAUGGGCGUACCGGUGACCCAGCAGGCCCUGCUGCAGGCCCCCCCGUCCACAGAGAAGGAGUCUGUGCGUGUGGCGCCCCCUGUGGCCCUCUUUAAGCUGCCCACCCCUACGCCACAGAAGGCCUUCUCCCUGCAGAUCAGCGUUGAGCCCUCGCUGUACAUCGAGGUGGAGAACGAGGUGUCGACGGUGGGCGGGGUUCGGUUCAGCCGGCUGCGCUGCACGCGGGAGGGGCGGGACUGGGACACGCUGCUGGCCAGCCGCAUCCUGACUGCAGCAGGGAGCAGUGAUGUCAUCGCAGUGGCUUGUGAGGACCGCAUGCUGUCGGUGUUCUCUGCCUGUGGGCGGCGGCUCCUCCCAGCGAUCCUGCUGCCGGCGCCCAUGUCUGCGCUCCACUGCUCCGCCUCCUUCGUCAUGGCGCUGACCGCCUGCGCCACGCUGUCCGUCUGGGACGUACAGAAGCAGAGUGUUCUUGUGAAAAAUGAGUCCCUACAGACCAUCCUAUCAGGCACGGACAGCACAGUUUCCCAGUCCCUGCUCACCCCACAGGGCGUGCCUGUGAUCAGCCUGUCUAACGGGAAGUCCUACUGCUUCAGCUCCUCCCUGGAGACCUGGGCCCUGAUAGCAGAUAAGCAGGACCUGCUGGUGCAGUGCGCGGACUACAGAACCUGCCUGCCCUCUCAGGACGCCAUGGUUACCACCGGACCUCUCGCCCUCAUGCAGGGCCGCACUCUGAAUGCAGGCCGUCUUGCCUCCAGACUGAGCUCGGUGCCGCUCCACCUGCAGCAGGGCGUGACUCUGGCGUACCUGGAGAGCCAGCUGGCGUCUGCGCUCGCCCUGCGCUCCAGCGAGGAGUACCGCCAUUGGCUGCUCAUCUACGCCCGCUUCCUGGUCAACGAAGGUCCUGAGCACAGGCUGAGGGAGCUGUGUAAGGACUUGCUGGGCCCGGUGCACAGGUCCACCAGCAGCGCAUGGGACGCCUCUAUUCUGGGCCUGCGGAAGAGGGAGCUGCUGCUGGAGGUGCUCCCGGUCAUCGGGCAGAACCUGCGCUUCCAGAGGCUGUUCACGGAGUACCAGGACCAGCUGGAGCUUCUGCGCAAUAAAUAGCACUUCUGCACCCUGACUCCACCCACUAGCCCUGAUACAGGCCCACUGAGGCUUUGCCCCCUGGACCAGGGGCAUGUGCCCUGCCUCAGAAAAUGGGCCCCCCCCAGCGGGGCCUUCUCUCCAAGGGUAGCACUGUACUGGGGCAGCAUGGGGGGGGUCAUAACGGUGAUAACAGUGAUAGUAGUUGAGAUGAUGAUGCUAAUAAUGAAAAUAAGAAUUAAUGAUGAUGAUGAGGAAAGACAGGAGGGACAGCGCUAUUGGCUGUGGACAGUGUCCGGGGCAGAAGGGGUGCCUGAGGAGCCACGCCCCCAGCAGGAUCUCCCCCGGCAACACGCUGGCGGCCGAUUGGCUCAAACACUAAUGCAGCCCCGCCUCCGCUGGCCUCGCCCAGAAGGCGCUCCGCCUCAGGCCUGGUCAGAGUGCCUGAACUGUCCCGCGGUUCUCUCCCUCAUCCGUUUGUACAGCCUCUUUCUGUUAGUCAUUUUUAAAUGUUUGUACAAGGCAUUUUCUUUUCCAUUUUCUAUAAAAAAACAAAACCACAGCAAGCAAAAACUGAAAUAAAUGAACAAGCUUUGA